AUGGUUCGUGCCAUUCCAUUCUCCAAAAACUUCUCUCUGAUAUUAAAGAUCUCCAGGCUUCAAAGACUCCUUAAAAUCAACGAACAGACCGGCAUCGAAACUCGCUCUGUGGUCGACCUAUGGUCUGAUCCCCGAUGGCGUCGAACAAUCCCUCCCAAGGCAGAAGAAGUCGAUACCAUGUGGCGCCAAUACGGUGUCCAGCUCGCCAAGAAAGCUGCCCUGAAAGCCUUACUGGAUAGUGAGACCCAGGCGAGCGAUAUUACGCACCUUGUUGCAGUCACUGCUACCAACGCUGGAAGUCCCGGAUACGACCAGAUCGUCGCUCGCGAGCUAGGCAUACCAGCACAUGCGGAGAGGUUGUUGAUAAGUGGCGUUGGGUGUGCGGGUGGGUUAGCAGCUUUAAGGGUGGCUUCGAAUCUAGCCAGGGCGGCUACUAGCCAAGGUCGACCGGCUAGGAUUCUGGUAUUGGCUUGCGAGAUUUGCAGUAUCUUUAUCUGUUCGGAACUACAUGCAAUGUCGACGUCACAGGACAUGGGAAUUGCAGUGGCUCUUUUUGGAGAUGGCGCAGCGGCUCUUGUGGUUUGCAAUUCGGAGGGUAUGACCCGGGUACAUAAUGAGAAGAAUCUUCCGGGACGGUUCUCUAUUGUUGAUUCGCGGUCUGUUAUCACACCUGGUACUCAUAAUGAGAUGGAGGAUAAGGUUACCAGCACUGGAUUUCGGCUUGUUCUGUCGAAGAAUGUUCCCAAGUUGACUUCUGCCUCUCUUGCACGCCCAUUUGAGAGUCUAAUUGUGGAGAAUGGGAUGUCCGAUGCUUCGCCGACGGAUUUCGAUUGGGCAGUUCACCCGGGUGGGUUGUCUAUUAUCAAGGGGGCUCAGGCAGCGAUGGGACUUCCGGAUGAGCUGGUGGCGGCAAGUAAUGAGGUGUACAGGACUCGGGGUAACACAUCUAGUGUUGCUGUUUUGGCGGCUUUGGAUAAGUUAAGAACGAUGGAAAUGAAGAAGCAGCAUGUUGUGGCAUCCAGCUUUGGGCCAGGUCUUACAACAGAGAUGAUGUUAUUGAAAAGAUGGCAAUGA
Molecule: messenger RNA, 1074 nt
Organism: Penicillium odoratum
Lineage: Eukaryota; Fungi; Ascomycota; Eurotiomycetes; Eurotiales; Aspergillaceae
Product: chalcone synthase B
Exons: 1
Coding region: 1-1074 (357 amino acids)
Biological process (GO): polyketide biosynthetic process
Molecular function (GO): acyltransferase activity, transferring groups other than amino-acyl groups
Source: RefSeq, a predicted model, not a curated record